Messenger RNA from Colletotrichum navitas, 1974 nucleotides. RefSeq lists its product as uncharacterized. The record is from RefSeq and is a predicted model, not a curated record. NCBI's taxonomy places the organism in Eukaryota, Fungi, Ascomycota, Sordariomycetes, Glomerellales, Glomerellaceae. The transcript has 2 exons. The coding region runs from base 227 to 1726 and encodes 499 amino acids.
CACACACACACACACACGCCAUACCAUACCAUGAUCCACGUUCAUAUUUGCGACGGUCCUUGGUGCGGUGUCGUAGCAGAGGCAACCCGGCCGGCGAAGAUCGAGGGAUCUGAUGUCAUUGGCCACGCAUGCCACAUGCCCCCCAAUCACCAUCGUCAUGCUACAAUGAUGUAGAGGAUCGAUCGCUUUGGUCUGUCUGCGUCCCGUCUUACUGAUAUCUACUACUAUGAUUGCUGGACAUACAUAUAAUGCUCAGUCAACCUCCGGGGAGGGUCUCCCUGAUGGUGAAUCCAUUUUGAUGACGAAGCCAUUUCCCGUAUUGUUGUUUUUAUGGUACAGUUGUCGCCAAUAUCGACUUGACUGCCACACUCCUAUCUUAUACACAGCAUACACCUUUUCCUCGCGUGGAAUCGUGCAAGUUUUGUUUCGAAACCUAGCGGUAUACACCUCGCGCCUUUGCGCCGGUAUCAUCGCCUUGAGAAACACAUUGAGAGAAACUCUUGAGGCACCCUUUGAGAUUACCCUAGACAGGAGGGCCGCACACGCAUUCCAUCGCCAACGCCACGACGCCAUCACAAUGUCCUCCGACCUGGAAUCCAAGAUCCUCCAGGCGGCCGUCCGGAACCGCGAGCUCCUCGCCGUCCUCGCCGAGACGGACAACGCCAUCCCGGACCUGACGCAGCAGCGCCGGCUCAUCGCCGACCUGGACCGCCAGCUGCAGCAGUCCGACAGGGCGCUCGGCGCGCUCGAGGCGCGGCGCAAGAAGGAGCUCAGGGAGCACGAGAAGUACCGCGACAGCGUCAUGCGGCGGUUCGUGCACAAGGCGGUCGGCAAGCGCGGCAAGUUCGACGAGCGCGCGGCGUGCGAGGAGCGCGAGUACUUUGACGCGCUGCAGGAGGAGCACCGCGAGAAGGAGCUCAACGGCAACCUGCGCGCGCAGCUCGCGGCGGCGCGCGAGGCCGGCGUGCCGCUCGAGGCGGCCGCCCGGCGCCACGACGAGGCGCAGUGCGACCUCGACACCCUCUACGACUCCAUCUUCGCCGGCCCCACGACGACGACGACGACGACGAGCUACCCGGACGAGGACCGGCUCGAGCGCGAGGCCGACGACGCCCGCCGCGCGUACCACGACACCCGCGGCAAGGCCGAGGCCGAGCAGCACGCCGUGCGGCUGCUGGCGGCGGCGGCGGGCCGCAUGGGCGACGCGCUGCGCGGCAUGGACGACGCGCUGAGCCGCUCGCGCGUCGACAUGUUCGGCGGCGGCACCAUGACGGACAUGAUGGAGCGCAGCGCGCUGCAGCGCGCCGAGGGCGCCGUCCAGGAGGCGCGCGGGCUCGUCGCGCAGGCCGGGCGCAUGACGCCGCACGUCGGCAGCCUGCCGCCCGUCGCCAUCAACCACGGCGGCCUCGUCGGCGACGUGCUCUUCGACAACGUCUUCACCGACAUGGCCUUCCACGACGAGAUCAAGCGGUCGCGCCUCGAGGUCGAGCGGUGCGCCGCCGCGCUGGGCGCCAUGCUGGGCGAGACGCGCGCACGGCGCCGCGAGCUGAUGCGGCGGCUCAGGGCACAGGGCGCCCGGCUCGAGAGCACGCGCACGGCGCUGCAGAGGGAGAGGGAGAAGGUGUUCGACAGGAUCGCGGGGGGGCACGUCGGUGCCGAGGGCGUCGUGGCGGCGUCAUCGGCGAGCGGCGGCGUGCCGGUCAAACAUGAAGAAGUAGGACAGUGACAGGGCGCUCGGCCGGGACAUCUCGCGCCGCGCGCUGGGAAUGGGUGAGCAAGGAGAAUUGGGCGGGAUUAAAGGAGCAGACGGCAAGUCACAAAAAAGGGACCUUGUGUCUGUCACUAUUAGCAAUGUAUGAUACCUAUUUGCGCGUCAUAUGCUUGGUCACGUUGCUCAUGUGUUCAACAGUAAAUAUAUCUCAUUUCAUCGUGCUAUUUAUGUGUCUGUCCGUUACAGACUCGUCAUCCCUACCC